UUAAUGGGCUUCAUUUAACGUUAAUCGUCGUUUUUAUAAUAUUCCUUUACAUAUCAUAUAUUUUUCGAAGGUUUAGUAACUAAAUAAGACGUUCUAACUUUUAUUAUAUUGCGUCACAAAAUUAUUGAACGGAAUUGUUCUGAAGUGUAAGCCGCAAGCCCAUCAGUCAACACGCCAUUUUGCCGUUGGUCGAUGUGUAUCCUGUUAUAUUUUGCAAAUGUCUACGUAUCUGCUUAGUUUGUAAUACAAAGAAGAGAAAAUCCUAAAAUUUACAAUUAGAUGAUAAUUGUAAAACAUAUUUCGUAAAAUAAUUGUUGUUGGCAAUUGCUAGAAAAGACAAGUAAAUCAAAAAUAUCACUAUCUACAUAUAUAAGGAAUAUAAUCAAAUAUAGAAAACUAUCCACUCUACAAAGGGUAACUUGGUAGAAUAAUACCAUGUGCCCUAUACUUUGAUUUCAUCAUUAUGGCACAGCCACAAUAUUUUGAAGUUUUAAAUAAUAGUAACAAGAAUCAAGAGCAACACUUUUUCUCUAAUAUUGAAGAUUCUACUGUUCAAUACGUCAUUACUCCAGAUAACACUCAAGUCCAGCUUCCAUCACAGCAGAUCCCUAACCAAAUUGUACAAACCCAAAUUGUACAGCAGUCCCUGAUUCAACAGCCCAUUCAGAUACAAACUCCCCAAUAUACCCUUAUCAAAGAUGGUACCAUAAGAACUACAGAAGGUCAGCAAAUAUUCUUUGUUGAAAAUGCUAUAACUACUGAUGGUAUUGUUAUUGAAAAACAGAUUCAACACACUCAACAACCCAUUGUGCUAAACCAUCAAAUAUCGCAACCUGCGAUUGCUAGGGCUCCUCUUAUGAAGCCCACUCUAAAUCAACAAGUGUCUUUAGAAGUAAUACAAAAACAGAAACCAAUGCAGCGCCCGCCUAACCCAAACCAAAACCAAGCUCGUCUACAUUCCCCUUCGGUGGGACAAAUUAGACAAAUAGGUAAUGUGCCAAACAAAACACCUGGUUCACCAAUCAUUCCCAGUAUCGGCCGAUCUCAAAUAGCUGGCCAAACCAAUCUUAGACAUGGAUUAGUUAGGACGGGCCAAUCAACAUUUCGACCUCAAACGGCCUCAGUUCGGCAGACUGAACCUAACCAAGUGAGAUUACCAAUACGGACACCAAAUCAGGUAGUCUCAAAUAGACCCAGUUUAAUCAGAAGUCCCGUUGCUAAUACUAUAAACCAAAGGUUACAAGGACUGUCACAACACCAGCCUGUUCAAGUAGUGCAGCAACCAUCUGCACAGCUUUCCAAGUUUAUUAGUCAAGGAUCGAGUGCUAGUGAUACUGAAAUGAAAUCCGAGGAUCAGGAAGCUGUAUCUUUACCUGAUGGCACCGUAGUUUCUAUGACGUCAUACAAAAAGAUGUUGGCAGAUCAAAAGGCGCGAAACACUCCCCCAAAGCAACCAGUCGGUCAACAAAACAACCAAAUCCAUCAAGCUACGAAUCUUCAACAGAACAGUCCCCUACAGCCAAAUAGUUCUGUCCAGUCUACCAACCCUCUACCACAAUCGCCUCUUUUAAUAGCGCAAAACAAUAACUUAGCAGCAUCGCGUAGAGCAGUUAACACUCCUCCUAACAAACCUCCAACGGCAACCAAGAAGAGAAACCCUUCUCCGCGUGUACCUCGUGCGCAACAACCAAAGACUCCAAAAGCUCCUCGAGGGAGAGCUGGGUCCCAAGCCAAUCAACAACAACAGCAACAACAGUCGAAUACCCCGGGUCAUUUUUCCAUGUUGAGUCAACAACACAACGCGAAUAAACCCCAACAACAACAGUUUUCAAGUCCGCUCCCUGCGCUUGCGUCGUUGUCACAACCGCAACAACAAUCUCAGAUACAGCAGCAAGUUCCUAUGCAGUCUCAACAAAAGCAGCAGCUGCAGUCCCAGCUGCAGUCUUCGCAACAGCAACAACAGAAUCAAGUGCAGCCCUCGCAACAGCAGAACCAAAUGCAGCCGUCGCAACAGCAGAACCAAAUGCAGACCUCGCAACAGCAACAGCAGAACCAAAUGCAGCCCUCGCAACAGCAACAGCAGAAGCAAAUGCAGCUGCCUCAACAACAGCAACAAGCUGCAAGGCAGCCGUCGCAACAGCAACAGCAGCACCAACAGUCUCCUAGUCCCGCUCAGAUGCAACAGAAUCAACAAGCUAGAGCCAGAGGAUCGCAAGCGAAUUAUGUAAUUCAACCUCCGAAAUUGAACCAGAAGCCGGCGAAUCAACGGCCUCUACCUGCUUUCGUACCGUCUAGUCACAUUCAGAAAAUAAUAGAAGAAACACCACUGAGCGAAGAAUUCGCAGAUUCUAUUAGAAUGCUUGUGCUACUAGAAAACGGAGAACAAAGACUCAUAACGUUUACGCUACCAAAAGAAGCGUGCACCAUUCAAGAAAUUUUGGAACAAGUUAACGUUCCUUUCAACCUAGACACCAACAUACAAGUCAUGGAAACGAACUCUGAAGGCAUUAAUUAUAUUGUGACUGUUGGAAAUAUGGCUAAGACUCGAUUUGGGCUGGACGACUCAUCAUCGUCGCCACAGGAGGCUACACCCGUACACACACAGGAAGAUCAAUAUCAAGUACAACAGCCUCAAACGCAGGAUGCAUCCUCAACCACACAGAAAAAUCCACCAGAACCACCAAAGUCUCCAGUUCCACCGCCAGUUAAGGAAACCCCUAAGCUUGUUAAAGGUAUGCUGGCGGUAUGUGCGUGUUGUGGCUUCUUGUCGGAGGAUUUCAACAAGUGUCAGAGAUGUUUUAGGAAGCUACCAGAUACAGUGAAAGCCAUGCCCGACCCUAGGACCACUGGGAACGCUGGGAUCGCUGCGAAUCCCGUAGGACAAAAACGGGAUAUUGCAGCAGUCGCUGUGGCGCAACAACAAAAACACCAAGCGAUGCUACAACAGCAGCAGCAACAGGCACAACAGGGGCAACAACAGAAGACUACUUCGGCCGCUCCUGCACCAAAAGUGCCAUCUCCCCAAAAGAGAAAAGCGACCAGAUCUAAAACACUUGAAGACAGCGUCCACGUCAUCAGCUCCGAUGAAGAAGAAGAAGAAUCUCCUAAACUUAGUGAAAACCUUUUGCAGAAACUGGGCAAUUCUGUAACUAUCAGUCCGAAAUCUAAGGAACCGUCACUGGCAGACAUUCAAAGACAUUUAUCCAAAAAUGAUAGUCCGACUAAAUCGAUAGCUGAAAAAGAAAUCAUCCGGACAAAAGUACAUUGCAGAACCGUUCGUAUUGGCUCAUACAGAUGUAUUCCUUUAGAAGAUAUCGUGAUAGAUUCGGAAGCGGUAACCAUAAAGGUUCCGCAUCCGCACAAGGAAAAAGGCGUAAAGACAAUAACGUUCGCGAAAUGUGACACCGUCAAAGUAUUGGUCAGCUUCAACAGUUCCUUGCCUGUGAUCUUCUACUACCUGAAUCCGUCAGCAGCCUCCCAAGUACGGACAGUGCUGGAUAUGAUGACAGACAGUGACUAUUACUAUGAUCCGUUGUCCCUAGAAGACGAGGUUCAUCGUCGAUUGACCUUAUUACCGGACGAUCUUUCGGAAGAGAAUAAGAACGCGUUUCAAACGAUCUACAGCCAGCCUGCUAGUAUUUUUGAGGAGUUAAACAUCAAGGAGGCCAAUGACAUUUUGAUUAAGACUUGUCCCAAGGAUGUGGCCCGACCAACUCCCGGUUUUGGUGCUUUCGCCGAGAUAAAACAGUUGUUGACAUAUCCACCAGAGGGCCGUUACCGCCUAACCAUCAACACGGAAGACUACAUGUGCUUGGCUCAAGACCAGUUUCUCAACGAUGUGAUAAUAGAUUUCUACCUAACCUAUCUCGUGGACAACCUACCGCCAGAACAAAAGUCGAAGAUCCACGUCUUCUCUACCUUCUUCUAUAAACGACUGACCACCAAACCCACAAAAGCCUCUAGGAAAUCUCAGCCAAGUGAACUAGAUCCGACCUUAUCACCGGCACAAAAACGCCACGCUAGAGUCAAGAAAUGGAGCAAAAACGUCAAUAUAUUCGAGAAGGAUUUCGUAAUAGUUCCCAUUAACGAGAACGCCCAUUGGUUUUUGGCUAUAAUAUGCUUUCCGGGAAUGUCGGGCUGUCAUACCUGGGACGGAAAACCUUACAAACUCGAAGUUAUAUCUAGGAAAAAAAAACCCGCUACAACAACUGUUAGCAUUGCCAACGUAACCGUAGCCAUCAAACAAGAGAAACUUGGUAAAGCGAUAUCUUGCGAUGAUCCCGAACUGAGUGAUAAAGACGAAGCAGAAGGAGACGAUAGUGAGAUGGAAUCCGAUGAUUCUGAAGAGUUGCCUCUUUCUCAGAACGGUCAAACGCCCAUUUCUACACCUACAAGUACGACUUCGACCGACAGUCCUGUUAAAAGCACAAGCACACCGACUCAUACGAGUAGGGGGUCUAAGGAACCGAGACUACCCAUUAAGCAGCCCUGCAUUCUAAUAUUUGAUUCUUUAUCCGGAGCCAGCAGAUGCCGUGUCGUGGCUACUUUAAGGGAUUAUUUAACGUGCGAAUACAAAUCGCGAAUGGGAAGCGAGAGAGUAUUUAAUAAAGACGUUAUCAAGGGAGCCAGUCCGAAAGUUCCACAGCAAAAUAACUUCACGGACUGCGGACUCUAUUUGUUACAAUAUGUUGAGCAAUUUUUUAAGGAUCCUAUUAAAGAUUUCCGGAUACCUAUAAAAGAAAUACAAAAUUGGUUCGAAGAAAUCACCGUUACCAAGAAAAGGGAAGAUAUAGCAAUUUUAAUAAAAACUUUAAUGCGAGAAUACGGCAAAGAUUUAAGGCUAGUGCCAGACAAUAUAAUGUUCCCCACGCUGCAUGGUAAAAUCGUCGAACAUGAAAUGGACGACGAGGAAGAGGACGAGGAAGAAAUGAUGGAAGAGGAGGAGGAAGAAGAAGAAGAAUCAUUUGACACGUCGAAAGAUGAUCUACCGAUGAAUUCCUCCAAAGAAUCUUUAUCAGAGGCCUUCGAUGAGGGCGAACUGAAGGGCGAAGAAACCGGAUCGCCCAUCAAGCCCUCGAACGAGGCCGUUCCUAGUGAUUUCGUGACUCAGCGCGUAGUGAACCCCAAACCGGACGUGAGCGAGUUUUCGCUUCCGCGACAAACUAAUCGAGACACGUUGUCAAUUCUUAAAGCUAAACGGAUAGUUAGGCAUAGGAAUACGGAUGACGGACCAAGUUUAAAAAAACCGAGAAAUGGGCAGGAUUAGUUAUUUUAUUAUUAUUCUUUAUUGAAAACAAACGAGACUCGUUAUUAUUUUCUAUUGUUAAUAUAAGUGUGAGCAGUUGUAAUUUUUUAUUUAAAAUAUAAAGAUCGAAUGAUUUA
This is a messenger RNA of Diabrotica virgifera virgifera (western corn rootworm), 5382 nucleotides long. RefSeq lists its product as uncharacterized. The record is from RefSeq and is a predicted model, not a curated record. Gene Ontology annotation, cellular component: nucleus; cytoplasm. Gene Ontology annotation, molecular function: SUMO-specific endopeptidase activity. Lineage: Eukaryota; Metazoa; Arthropoda; Insecta; Coleoptera; Chrysomelidae. Gene Ontology annotation, biological process: protein desumoylation. The coding region runs from base 464 to 5266 and encodes 1600 amino acids. The transcript has 21 exons.